AGGCAGCAGCUAAGGAGAGGGGCCGGCCUCAGGAAGGCAACAGGGAGGGGAUAAGCCUCCAUCCCCAACCCCCUCCGGACACGGAGCAGGGGAGGAGAGCCAGUAUCCCCCACCCCUGCGAAGGGCGGAGGAGCGUGUCCCGCGCCGGGCAGCCUUCUGCAGAGCGAACGCAUCUCCGGAGCAGUGCUGAGAAUGCGGGUCCACAAGGGCUCGCACGCAGGGCUCCUGCUGCCAUGGGGCUGGGUGGCUGUCUGCCUGACGAGUCUGCUGCAUCUAAACAACUUGGUCUCUGUUGCCACGGAAACUUCUAGCCUUGGAAUAUCUCCAUCAAUUCCUACAAAUGAGUCCAAUGAGGAAAAUAUCACAGCUAACAUCCGUGGAAGUACCAGCUCCUACUUUGUCCCUCAGGACAGAAAUGAGACCACACCAACCAUGUCAGAGACUACGGUCACCUUUACAACUACAUCUGGGAUUCCUCCAGGCUCUGGAACUUCACAAACUUUUGUGCUACCACAGACAUCCCCAACUGUCACACUGCCCACCACUUCAGACAAUGUUUCCACUUCAGAGGUGACCCGGAAGUCCAGUGUGCCAUCUGUAAAUGUUUCUGAUUACCCACCUAAUAAUAUUAGCUCUGAGAUGACAUCACCCACUGAGCCAAAUGCAUACACAUCAUCUUUUGCCCCAAGUGUCAUCAAGGGAGAAAUCAAAUGUUCAGGAAUACGAGAAGUGAGGUUGACCCAUGGCAUCUGCCUGGAACUAAGUGAAGCAUCUAGCUGUGAGGAGUUUAAGAAGGAAAGGGGAGAAGGUCUAAUCCAAAUACUGUGUGGGAAGGAAGAAGCUGAGGUUGAUGCUGGUGCUAGUGUCUGCUCCUUGCUUCUAGCCCAGUCUGAGGUUAGGCCUGAGUGUUUGCUGAUGGUCUUGGCCAAUAGCACAGAACUUUCCAGCAAACUCCAGCUUAUGGAAAAGCGCCAGUCUGACUUGAGAAAGCUGGGGAUCCAAAGUGUCAAUAAACAAGAUAUUGGGAACCACCAGAGCUAUUCCCGAAAGACUCUGAUUGCAUUGGUCACCUCGGGAGUCCUGCUGGCCAUCUUGGGCACCACUGGCUAUUUCCUGAUGAACCGUCGCAGCUGGAGCCCCACAGGAGAAAGGCUGGGUGAAGACCCUUAUUACACGGAGAAUGGUGGAGGCCAGGGCUAUAGCUCAGGACCUGGGGACUUCCCUGAAACUCAGGGAAAGGCCAAUGUGACCCGAGGGGCUCAGGAGAACGGGACCGGCCAGGCCACUUCCAGAAAUGGCCAUUCAACAAGACAACAUGUGGUGGCUGACACAGAACUGUGACUUGGCUGGGUGGGCAAAACUGGGUGGUAUCCAGAAAAGUGAGAUCUCUGCCUCUGAUCUCAUGCUGCCUUCAGCUCAUGUCCUACUUUCUCCCACUACACACACUUUAAAGACUGUUCCUGGGACUGUUCACCUUUGCAGAGGCAGAUAAACUGCCCUUUGCACAUUCAGCAACUAUAUCCAAACUCUGACCUUUGGGUCAAGUAGUGGUGGGAAAAAGCCAAAGGCUAGAGGAGCUGCCAAGAAGGUUGGUGGCUAUGUAGCACUUGCCUUGGACCCUUUUCUCCUCCUCUCUUGCCUCUUCACAGGAACUCUUGGGAAGACUAGUUUUUCUCAGAUACAACUUCCUCCUAGGAAAGAGUAAAUGUUUCUUCUUUCUGUUUUCUUUCCCUACUUUAGGGAAGCCAAGGUAAUCACUGACAUGUGCUCCCUUGUAAGGAUACAGCCAGAACACUGCUACUUUAAAAUACAUUCCUUAUACCUCUUUUAGUCACUAAUUUCUCUCUUGCUUAACUGUUCCUCUGUCCACAGAGGCCAGAACAACUUUGUCUGGAACCUGGUAUUGAGCUCCAUGUUUUAGAGAAACAGCUCAACCUAGUCUCUUGAGGUAACACAGAAAUUCUCACUAGUUCAAUGUAGACAGGACAGUGGAACUAGGCUUUGAACUGUGCCUCUGUUUUUUGUUUUAAUUUGUUGCUGGGGAUUGAAACCAGAGCUUCACACAUGUUAAGCAAGUGCUCUACCAUUGAGCCCAGCCCUCCUCCCUCUUUUUAUUUAGAGACAAGGUCUCAUGUAGGUGGUCAGACUUUCUUUGAACUAUGUAGUCCAGGCAGGCCUUAAAUUCAAACUCUUGCUUUAGGCUUCCAAGUAGCUUGGAUUACAGGCUUGAGCUACCAGGCCCAGCUGAGCUAAAACCCUCAUGUCCUGAGCUUUUCAGAGGAAUCCCCUUGCUUUAAGGCCUGUGGCCUUCUCUAAACUCUAUGACUUCCCCUCCCUCUGACUCCUGGGGGAGCUGUGGCCUCAGUCCCCUGGCAGACUCUUUUCUGUGUGUCUUUUCUAGCCCCAACCCCUUCACUGCUUUAUAUCCCUUUGUGGUCAGAGCUUCAGGAUGCCUACAAAGACUACAAGCUCCUCUCCUGGGGUUGACCCAGGAGCCUUUCUCUUAUUUUUCCAAAGGGGAGAACAGGGAUCCUGAUUUCAAUGAUGGUUAGAAACAGAACUUUCCAUAGAUGAGAGGAUUGAGUGGAUUUUUCUGAAUAAACAGUAAUGAGUAAGAAUGAUGUAAUUAAAGUGAUGAUGAAAUCUG
Molecule: messenger RNA, 2647 nt
Organism: Meriones unguiculatus (Mongolian gerbil)
Lineage: Eukaryota; Metazoa; Chordata; Mammalia; Rodentia; Muridae
Gene: Cd34
Product: CD34 molecule
Exons: 8
Coding region: 193-1341 (382 amino acids)
Biological process (GO): cell-matrix adhesion
Cellular component (GO): membrane
Source: RefSeq, a predicted model, not a curated record